Messenger RNA from Auxenochlorella protothecoides, 720 nucleotides. RefSeq names its product Inositol-tetrakisphosphate 1-kinase 4. The coding region runs from base 1 to 720 and encodes 239 amino acids. The transcript has 3 exons. Gene Ontology annotation, cellular component: cytoplasm. Gene Ontology annotation, molecular function: inositol-1,3,4-trisphosphate 5-kinase activity; inositol-1,3,4-trisphosphate 6-kinase activity; inositol-3,4,5,6-tetrakisphosphate 1-kinase activity. NCBI's taxonomy places the organism in Eukaryota, Viridiplantae, Chlorophyta, Trebouxiophyceae, Chlorellales, Chlorellaceae. The record is from RefSeq and is a predicted model, not a curated record. Gene Ontology annotation, biological process: inositol trisphosphate metabolic process.
AUGGAGCCGGCAGGGGAGCCUGCGGCAGGAGUCGUCGUGGGCUGCCUCAUGCGAGCCAGCCGCCUGCAGGCCUUCCAGGCACGGGGCAUCUUGCCAGGCGUGGCCACCGCCGUUCCCGGCCGCGCUGCCACCCUGCAGUGCCUGGCGUUUGACCCCUGCCAGGACCCCUGCCUGCAGCCCCCCGUGCACGUCUUGCUGCACAAGCUCAGCGAUUUCGACGGAGUGAAGGAGGGGCCCGGUCAUGCCUGGGUGCGGGCCUACCUGCGCCGCCAUCCGGGGACCAAGAUUGUCGACCCAGUAGAGACCCUGGGUCCGGCACUAGACCGUGAGGCCAUGGCCCAUGCUGCCGAGCGUGCCAGCGCUCUAUCUGACGGGCUGCGCAUGCUGCGCUGGGCGUCCUUGGAGGGGCCAGCAGACGAUGACGGCGGCGACCCGGGCUUCUUCCCAUGUGUAGUGAAACCACGUGUGGCCUGCGGGGGACCUACCGCGCACGUCAUGGCGGUCGUGAGGAGCACGGCUGAGCUGCAGGCUUGCCACGUGCCCUUGCCCCGCGUUGCCCAGGACGCCGCCUCCUCCUGCGCAGGCCUGUGGAGCAUCGUGGACAUCAACUACUUCCCCUCCUAUCUGGGCAUUCAGGAUGCCGAUGGCCUCCUGCACAGCGCCCUGGUGGACUGCGCGGCGUGCAGGGACAGCCUGAAUGGAUCCAGGGACCGUGCUUGA